AUGCAAGGAAUUGCAUUCACAAGAAACUUAGUCAGCAUGUUACCUGCUUGGGUUGGCAAAUUAUUGUUAUUUGAGAUCGAAAAUCCAGAUGAUCCAGAAGCAGGUUUCCUCAAAGAUGCAAAUUAUGUUGACGGAUUUACGUUCAUUAGUUAUGGAAAUAACACUGAUGUCAGAUCAAUCAUCCAAUACUUAUGCAUGAGGGUUGCUAAUGCAGUUGCAAUCAUGAGCCCAUUGAGACACUUCAAGUUUGGAAACAAAUUCAUUGAAAAUGUUCGCAGUAACAUUUUCGGAAGAACAAAUUAUUUCUAUACAUUCAUUGACAACAACACAUACGAUAAAAGUCCAGCUGCUUCAAUCCAAGUUGCUUAUAUGAUGGCUAGUAAUAUCGGUAAACUUUUGGAAUAUGAAAGAAUGACAAUCGAAAUUGCAAGAGGUCCAGAAUCAUUGAAUUCAAGAAACAAUAACAAUAUUAUAACAAGUCAAUUAACUAAUGCAAUUAUCAAUGGUUGA
Molecule: messenger RNA, 510 nt
Organism: Trichomonas vaginalis G3
Lineage: Eukaryota; Parabasalia; Trichomonadida; Trichomonadidae
Product: guanylate cyclase protein
Exons: 1
Coding region: 1-510 (169 amino acids)
Source: RefSeq, a predicted model, not a curated record